Messenger RNA from Dermacentor silvarum, 1379 nucleotides. RefSeq names its product PRKR-interacting protein 1 homolog. Gene Ontology annotation, molecular function: protein kinase binding; protein kinase inhibitor activity; double-stranded RNA binding. Lineage: Eukaryota; Metazoa; Arthropoda; Arachnida; Ixodida; Ixodidae. The record is from RefSeq and is a predicted model, not a curated record. Gene Ontology annotation, cellular component: nucleolus. Gene Ontology annotation, biological process: negative regulation of protein kinase activity.
GUGUUGUUUUCCGGUCGACUCGCAGUCGCUCGCUCACGCACGCGGGGCAGGACUUCCGACGCUUUCAAACGCUUCCAAUUUGUUUUGUUGUCGUCAACUGACCGUCAAAAACAAGGGAGCGGAGCCAACGAGGGAAAGCUAUUUCUCCACCCGCACACCAUGGGCGACGCGGACAGCGGAGAGCUCGGCGUUCCGACGACGCAGAAGCCGUCGAAGAAGCCACCGCGCUCGACGGCGCCCGUUGUGGUGCCCAAGAACGCGUACGACGUGCAGCGGCUGAAGCUCGAGCGACUCAUGGAGCACCCUGAGCGUCCCAUAAUCAUCCCGGAGCCCGCAAGGCCGCGGGCGCCGCACGAGGCACCCGAGUUCGUGCGCAACGUGAUGGGCUCGAGCGCGGGCGCCGGCUCAGGCGAGUUUCACGUUUACCGUCACCUGCGUCGCAAGGAAUACGCGCGCCAGAAGUACAUCGAUCAACGCGCCCACGAGGACCAGCUCGACGUGGACUUCCGCGAACGCGUCGAGCGCAACCGCCGCGAAGCCGAGGCGCGAACGGCCAAGAAACGGGCCAAGCGGCAGCGCAGGAAGCAGAAGCUCAAGGAGCGCCGGACCUCGGGCAAGGCAUCCGCCGGCAGCGGUGGGCAGGAGGGCGAAGACGACAGUUCCGAAGAAGACGAGGAAGAUGAUGAUGCAACGAAAAGGUCAGAGGCAGCAUUAGGCGAGCCGUGUUUUCAGGCAACAACAACAGACGCAACGCUCUCAACUGCUGAGCCGACGGAAAGCUCAGUUUGCGACCACGACGAAGUGACUCGGACGACGGGCAAAGAGUCUGCUGGCAGCGGUGAGCAAGCCGGCAAAAACGACAGUUCCUCUGACGAGGAGGAGGAAAGUGCCCAGACGUUGAAGGCGGCCACAACGACACUUCCAACUGCAGAGCCUACGGAAAACGCCGCAGCAGCAGCGGAUGACCCCGGGCGCGAAGGCAGCGACGAGGCGACACCCGACAAAGACGAGUGCGCAGCGACAAUUGCACCUGCUCCCGGCGAUGCCGACCAAAAGGUGGACUAAGUGCCAGCAUUAAAUCUGCACUCGGGCAGCAACUGGCUCUUCGUCGAACCAGGUCACCCAGCAGAGACCUAAAAUAAGAGUCAUCCCAAAGCCAAGGCUUCGGGUCCACUCCGGAUAAAGAACUUGUGACAUACAACGGUGACUGCAUCAGAGUUCUUCCAAAAAGUUGGUCUUCAGUGCCACACACUCUCUCGUGUAACGUUUUGCAAGUGUGAGUGGUGUCUUUUUUUUUUUUUAAGUUGUGUGCAUAACGAACACAUGUCCCACGAAAUGCAUUGUUUUGCUAUAAAGUUGAAGUAGCUGUUGCAACCAAG